This is a messenger RNA of Lachancea nothofagi CBS 11611, 624 nucleotides long. Lineage: Eukaryota; Fungi; Ascomycota; Saccharomycetes; Saccharomycetales; Saccharomycetaceae. The record is from the annotation of a GenBank genome assembly.
AUGCUAAGUCCACAAUACAACACAACUACCCAACGAUACGCACUGGCAAGCCAGGCGCGCACAAAGCUGCUAAGCUGCGCAGCUCAAUCCAAGAACACAGAACUAAACCUGCGUGUGCUGGUAGGCCACGCCAACUUGCUGGACCGCGUAAUGGGAACACUCCAGGAACCCAAUGCGGCGGGCGACGACAAUGAAAGCGACGAAGAUGUGGAAGAAUCGCAGAUCGCCGAGUACGAAAGCGACGACGAAGAAGGACAGUUCGACGACGAUAGCGACAGCGACAACGAUUACGUGAUCGAACCGCAGCACGUGACUUUCUCGCUACCCGCGCCUCCCAGGGCAACGGUCUACGAAUACAACAGUGACAGCGAAGAGGACGACGGCGAGAAUGACAGCGACAGCGACAGUGACUUUUACAACGACAGUGCUAGCGAGCCUGAGGAGAACUACGCUACCGUCAAGCUGCAUAGACCAAGCCAUUACACGCUAACACGUGACGGCGACAUGGCCAAACCAUCUAACGGAAACCUGCUGUUGGUAUCAAUUCCAGAAGAGAAUGACGACGAGCUUGACGUGGACCACCACGGUACGCCGCGCCAGCUAUCGGGCGAAACCGCAGCGUGA